CAGUCCAUGUCCUCUUCGCUUCUAUGAAGUAUUGACGCGUAUUCUAUCAAGGCGGGCGCAUUCCAGCUUCCGGGGCAGGUGUCAGUUAUUUUGAACGGCUUCCUCAACAUGUACAUAUGUCAAGGGAGAGGGAGGCCUUCACCCUGGUAUACAUGCCCUCCCUGUUCGUUUGCGACCUGUCCCCCGAUUUUCUGAUAGUCAUCUGUUUCGGUGAGAGCAAGGCCAGGUUCCUUCCUCCAGGGGUGAGAAGCACAGACGGGAGUCGGCAUGCCAGUGUCACAGAUCCGCUGUGGAGGGACAGAUCAGGAUUUUCUUUUGCGACUUUCUGUAUCGCCGGGGAAUAUGGACUGUAUGCACUCACCGCCUUGAUUCAGGAUCAAAUAGUUUGAAGACGGUAUCCCUUGAGUGAAGCAGAAUCGUUGCAUGCAUCGCGAUUCCAGAGUCCCAUGUCAUGCCUGAACUCCAUGAACUCCACAUGCCUC
Molecule: messenger RNA, 482 nt
Organism: Canariomyces notabilis
Lineage: Eukaryota; Fungi; Ascomycota; Sordariomycetes; Sordariales; Chaetomiaceae
Exons: 2
Coding region: 117-389 (90 amino acids)
Source: RefSeq, a predicted model, not a curated record